AAAGAUCAGUGCUGCACUCAGUCCCUCAGGGAGAGGAGCCUUCACAGAAGUACCUCAUUCUCUGUCCUCUUCUACCGUGGAAAGAUGGGUCCGUAAUGGUGGCUGUGAAGACUGGAGCACCCCUGAGAGUCACUCUUGUGCUGCUCUGGCUUGCGGUGGCUCUGUCCCCUUCUAGCCUCUUCCAGGCGGGGGCCAUCCAAUACCCAAGUUCCCCUGAAGUGGUGAUCCCCUUGAAGGUGACCAGCAGGGACAGAAGUACAGAGACUCCAGGAUGGCUCUCCUACAGCCUGCUCUUGGAGGGCCACAGGCACAUUGUCCACAUGAGGCCCAAGAAGCUGUUGGUUUCCCCAAACCUCCCUGUGUUCACCUAUACAGAACAGCAUGCUGUCCUUGAGGACUACCCCUUUGUCCCUAGGGACUGUUACUAUCAUGGUUAUGUGGAUGGAGCCCCUGAAUCUUUGGUAGUUUUCAGCAUCUGUUUUGGAGGCUUUCGGGGAAUCUUACAAAUAAGUGGUCUUAAUUAUGAAAUCGAACCCAUCAAACACUCUACAGCAUUUGAACACUUGGUUUAUCGGUUAUAUGGUAAUGAGACACAAUUCUCAGCCAUGAGGUGUGGUUUAACAGAGAAGGCAGUAGCACACCAACACCUGGGAUUUGAAGGAGCUGAGAACUCUGGUCUGAAACAAAAUUCUUCUGGUGACUGGUGGACCCAUACAUGGUUUCUGGAGUUGGCUGUCGUGACAGACCAUGAUUUCUUCAUUUACUCCCAAAGCAACUUAUCAAAGGUGCAAGAGGAUGUAUUUCUUGUUGUCAAUAUAGUGGAUUCUGUGUAUCACCAGUUGGAUACUUACGUGACUUUAAUUGGCAUUGUGAUUUGGAAUCAAGGAAAUGUUUUCCCAAUGACAGACAUAAAUCAGGUUUUGGAGGAUUUCACUCAGUGGAAACAAGUCAGUCUUUCCCAGCUACAGCAUGAUGCUGCUCACAUUUUUAUAAAAAGCUCAAUAGAUGUACUUGGUUUAGCCUAUGUUGCAGGAAUAUGUCGUCCUCCUCUUAACAGUGGAGUUGAUAAUUUCCAAGGAGACCCAUGGUCUCUUUUUGCUAACACGGUAGCCCAUGAAUUAGGUCACACUUUCGGUAUGCAGCAUGAUGAGAAAUUCUGUUCCUGUGGGGAAAAGGGUUGCAUCAUGAGUACUUUCAGAGUACCAGCAGACAGAUUCACCAAUUGUAGCUAUGAUACAUUUAAGAAGACAAUUUUAAGCCAAGGAUCUUGUUUGCACAGUCAUCCAAGACCAGGAGGUAUCUUUUGGCUGAAGCGUUGUGGGAAUGGUGUCAUUGAAAGAGGAGAGGAGUGUGACUGUGGGUCUGUGCAGCAGUGUAAACAAGAUCCUUGUUGUCGGUUGAACUGUACUCUGAAGCCUGGGGCUACUUGUGCUUUUGGGCUUUGUUGCAAAGCUUGCAAAUUCAUGCCAUUAGGAGAACUUUGUAGGCAACAGGCCAAUGAAUGUGACCUUCCAGAGUGGUGCAAUGGGACAUCCCAUCAAUGUCCAGAAGAUGGAUACGUGCAGGACGGGAUCCCCUGUAGUGCCACUGCCUACUGUUACCAAAAGCAAUGUAAUACCCAUGACCAACAGUGCAGGGAGAUUUUUGGCAAAGGUGCCAAGAGUGCAUCUCAGAAUUGCUAUAAAGAAAUCAACUCCCAAGGAAGCCAGAUUGGGCACUGUGGGAUAAAUGGCACGGUAUACUUGAAAUGUAACACGUCGGAUAUCCUUUGUGGGAAAGUUCAGUGUGAUAAUGUGGAAGAUGUUCCCCAGCUCCAAGAUCAUUCUGUUUUGCAGCAAACCCACAUCGAUGGUGUUACCUGCUGGGGUACUAAACAUCACUUUGGGUGGGGCAUCCCCAACUUUGGUGAAGUGAAAGAUGGCACCUCCUGUGGAGCAGGAAAGAUCUGCAUCCAUAAGAAGUGUGUCAGUCUGUCUGUCUUGUCACAAGCCUGCCUGCCUGAAACCUGCAAUAUGAAUGGGAUCUGCAAUAAUAAACAUCACUGUCACUGCAGCUAUGGGUGGUCUCCACCCCACUGCCUGAACAGAGGCUAUGGAGGUAGUGAUGACAGUGGCCCAGCAUCAAAAAGGAGAGUUUUCUUGUCAGGAACUGGAUUCCUUUGGGGGUCAAGUCUGAUUUGUCUGUUGACUGUUGGGAUGUGUAUAUAUUAUCAAAUACGUUCUAGAUCCAGGUAG
Dipodomys spectabilis (banner-tailed kangaroo rat) is the source of this 2234-nucleotide messenger RNA. It is a transcript of the gene Adam21, whose product is annotated as ADAM metallopeptidase domain 21. Gene Ontology annotation, biological process: male gonad development; proteolysis. The record is from RefSeq and is a predicted model, not a curated record. Bases 96 to 2234 code for a protein of 712 amino acids. Gene Ontology annotation, cellular component: plasma membrane; sperm head plasma membrane; external side of plasma membrane. Gene Ontology annotation, molecular function: metalloendopeptidase activity. Lineage: Eukaryota; Metazoa; Chordata; Mammalia; Rodentia; Heteromyidae. The transcript has a single exon.